AUGGAGGACGAAAUCAUAUUCUCCGAACCAGUGGAUGAUGCGACCAUUGACCUGACAUCCGAGCAACAAGUGGUCGAUCUAUCUGACGAUGACGACGUAGUUGACUUAACGACAUCCGGAAAUGCAAAUAUUGGAACAGAUACUGGGCAUCUCUCAAGCUACCGAAACGCCAAACUCAAUCUCCCCCGCAUCUACCUUGAAAAUUGCUGCAUCGACGGGCUUAAAAUCUCGCUGAACAAUACUAUUGAGUUGGAAGACGGAGACUUCUUGCGAGUCAAAGAGAUUUUUGAGGAUGUGUCCAACUCUGAAAUCAGUUUCCGUGGCUGGAGGCUUCGACGGUCAAAGCUCAUGAGUGGAAUGCUCCCAAAAAAGCUCAACGAGCUGUGUUGGUUGCUGGAAGUUGACGAAGACGAUAGUCGACCACACGGCAUACAGGGAAUGGAAGAGAUCCAGCCCUCGCAAAUAAAAAAGCGAAGAGGCUUGAAAAUGACCAACCAGAACUUCCCGUCGAUGAGCUUCCGAGACGACUAUCGCGACGUGUCUUGUUUUCCACCUGAACAGAAAAUUCUAGACGAUCUCGUCCUUGCCUGCCGAUGGAAAUUCGUCAGAUAUUUCAGAACGGCAAUGGACAGAAUUAAGGGCAUCUGCCAUCAAGAGGGAAUUUAUAGAUUAUGUGUCGAUGAAUGCGACCCCGGAUGCGAAGCCCCAGAAGAACGACUACGAGAUGACUGGCGCGGAGAGAGUCCCAAAGGCGGCUCGGGGCGUGGUCCAAGUGCUCAAGAAGAAAGAUUCAACGCAAGGGAACAGGAAAUUGUUCGCGAAUCAUUUGCACAAUUCCACCGACGCCAAUUUUUCGAUCUCACUUCACCCGAACCAGAGGCCAUGGUAAUUGACGUUGAUGCAGCAGAGACAGAGCCACCAAGACCACCUCAACCACGCCUCGUUAUCGAUCUCGAAAACGAAGUGAAACAAAAUAGAUAUACAUUCGGCGACGCAUUCUGUGGCGCUGGUGGAACGUCACGAGGUGCCAAGAUGGCGGGGCUUGCUGUGGACUGGGGCUUCGAUUUUGACUAUAGUGCAUGCGACACCUAUCGACGCAACUUUUACGGGACAAGGAUCUACAACAUCUGGGCUCACCAAUUUAUUAGUCUGACUGAAGAUCACAAAGUUGACGUCCUUCACCUCUCUCCGCCUUGCCAAUUCUUUUCACCUGCGCAUACUGUGCAGGGCCAAAAUGACGAGAUGAACAUCGCCACGCAAUUCGCACUUGAAGCCAUAAUCGCAAAAGCCCGGCCGCGUGUAGUCACGAUUGAGCAAACAGCAGGGCUUCCAAGUCGGCACGAUAAAUUUUUUGCAGCUCUCAUCCUUCAGAUCGUUGCUCACGGCUACAGCAUCCAUUGGCGAAUCAUAAACUGCGCUGCCUACGGACUUCCUCAAGCUCGCAAACGAGUUUUUCUAAUUGCUGCAUGUCCUGGAGAGAAAAUACCACCAUUUCCGUUACCCACUCACGGCGACCCAAUCGAUGAUCCUCAUCUCCGGCCAUACGUGACCAUCAACGAAGCCAUUGGCAAGAUUCCCAGGAAUUUCCCUAACCACGACAUUGCAAACACCACGCCUCGAAACAAGCAACCGUAUUCCGGCGACGAGCCGCAUCGAAGCUGCAUCACUACAAGCGGCGGCGCCAACACUGUGCACCCCUGCGGCAGACGAGACUUUACUCAUCGCGAAUUCGCUUGUCUCCAGGGGUUUCCGCUCGAACACCAGUUCGGAAACGUAAAAGUGAAGCAUCAAAUUGGCAACGCGGUGCCACCUGUCGUCGCCCGAGCCUUUUAUGAAGUGAUCAAGAAGACUUUACUUGCAUCUGACGGCUUGUUAUAG
Messenger RNA from Xylona heveae TC161, 1878 nucleotides. RefSeq names its product S-adenosyl-L-methionine-dependent methyltransferase. The coding region runs from base 1 to 1878 and encodes 625 amino acids. NCBI's taxonomy places the organism in Eukaryota, Fungi, Ascomycota, Xylonomycetes, Xylonales, Xylonaceae. The record is from RefSeq and is a predicted model, not a curated record. Gene Ontology annotation, molecular function: methyltransferase activity. The transcript has 2 exons. Gene Ontology annotation, cellular component: nucleus.